AUGAGUGAUAUUAAACGAUUAAUCAACAAUUUAACUUCUGAAUAUGAAGUUGUUAAGAUGAGAAAUAUUUUAUAUGGGCUAUUAGAAAAAAUAGAGAAUUUAACAAUUAAAGUAGAUGAAAAACGGACUAGUAAGGAUAUGGAGAAUAUUCAGAUUGAAGAGGAUAUUGGAUUAAAAGAAAAAAUAGAUAAUAAGCCUAAAAAUGAUGAACACUUCCCUAAAGCAGGAUAUAAAAGAAAAAGUAUUGACUCAAAAACUUCAUGUAUCAAUGAGGCUAAGAAAGACAAAAAAGAAAACUCAGAGUUUUCUAAAACAACAACUCAACAAAGUCGUGAUAAAUUAACCCAAUUAAAUGAAAGAAAAACCGUUGAUCCUUUUGCUAAUCCAGUUACUCCACAAAUACCUGUCUCACCAUUAAAACAAAGAAGACUAAGAAAUUUAACAUUUGCUUCUAGAGAUGAGUUGUCAUCUGGAGUACCAACAAGAGUUACAAUAUCUUCGUAUACUAGAAAUACAAAUGAAUUUAGACAGCCAACAUCAUUUCAUUUAAUGGACGAUAUCAAAUUAACAUAUAAUGAUCCAUUCUUUACUUCCUUAAUGACAAAACAUUUUCAGACCCUUCAAUAUUGGACAGGAUUUAAUCAUAUUCAAAUCAUUUAUGAUUCUAAUAAAAAUAAAUUCACUCGUCAUUCUGUCCAAAAACGAUUAUAUGAAAAGAAAAAUAUUAUGGGGGUUAUUAUCACUGAAGAUGAAGCAGUAUUUGGCUCAUUUCAUCAUAGCACCUUCCCUAAAAAACCAAAGAAAGCCUUUGUUACAGUAAAAGAUCCUGAUAUGUUUGUGUUUUCCUUAGAAAAUAGAAAUAGACUUGCAGGACCAACAAGGUGGUUAAUUAAACAAGACUCCCCAGGUGUUGAUUGGUCAAUUUCAUUCUAUUCUGACAAAGAAAAAGAUCCUUCAUUUUAUAAUGUUUAUCAGUGUUUUACGUUACGUCCACCUUUAAACCAACACAACUCAUCACUAAAUUCUGAAUUUAAGUUUGAAUAUGAAAACGCUAUUGAUAUCAGUGCGUUUACUGGAAAUAAAGAAAACUUUGCAGUAAAACGACUAUUUUUCCUUCAAUGGUAUCAAUAA
Entamoeba dispar SAW760 is the source of this 1131-nucleotide messenger RNA. RefSeq lists its product as uncharacterized. Bases 1 to 1131 code for a protein of 376 amino acids. The transcript has a single exon. The record is from RefSeq and is a predicted model, not a curated record. Lineage: Eukaryota; Evosea; Mastigamoebida; Endamoebidae.